This is a messenger RNA of Encephalitozoon hellem ATCC 50504, 2181 nucleotides long. Its product is annotated as chromosome condensation complex Condensin subunit G. The transcript has a single exon. The coding region runs from base 1 to 2181 and encodes 726 amino acids. Lineage: Eukaryota; Fungi; Microsporidia; Unikaryonidae. Gene Ontology annotation, biological process: mitotic chromosome condensation. The record is from RefSeq and is a predicted model, not a curated record. Gene Ontology annotation, cellular component: condensin complex; condensed chromosome.
AUGAGCACAGUUGAGACCUAUGGCUUCGAGAGGAUGCAGCUGAUAUUCAACGAAAUCCAGCUGUGUGAUACAAAGAAAUAUUCUGAGUCUCUCCAAGAGAUUGUUGGGAUUCUGGCUGGGCAGGACCUCUUUGAGGAGUUUUGUAGAAUCAUAGAUGUUGUGCUUGCGUGUAGAAAGCCCAGUAUUCCGUCAAGGAUAUCCAACUUCCUUAGAAGCAUAUUCGACGACAUGGCUGGCAUGCCAAAGGGUGCGGACUUUGUCUUCAGAGUGCUUUACUACCUCAUCAGGCUUACUGAGUCGAAAGUCACGAGGAUAAGAAAAAACUCGCUUUCCAUUUUAAGGCUGGCCAUGGACAUAGUGCAGCCGAAAGCCAUUGACGAAGGAGUUCUAGAAAAGAUCUCCGAGAGAUUAUUUGACAAGGAGAAGACAGUAAGAAAAGAGGCGCUCAGGCUCCUUUCCGACUACCAGGAAAUGGGGCUGAACCCAAACGUAAAGGUUGUGAAUCUAUUCAAGGAUAUAGUUAGGUACGACCCGAGUGACGAGGUGAGGAUCCUUGCACUGAGCUUGAUUUCGGUAAACCCGUCAACCUAUGGAUGCAUAGUUGAGAGAUGCAUGGAUGCAAAUGGAACAAUAAGAAGGAUGUUCUAUGAGCAUUGCCUCCCUGGAGUUGAUCUAAAGAGCCUUCCACAAAGCAAAAGAGUCCUUUUGAUGGAGAAGGCUGUGCUAGAAAGAGAGUUUGAUGCAAAGGGAUUACUGUUAGAUUCCAUACUUUCUGCAUACAAGCUACCUUCAGAGUUAAGAGCGAUGAAUGCAGCCUUUUACAACAGAUCAAGCCAGAAAUACCUGGAGGUCCUUCUUAGAGCGAUUUUCGAUCGAGUGGGGUAUGAAAAGGAGCUUGAGUACCUCCUUUCGAGUCCUUCGGAGGAAGACACGUUUUUGUCAAGGAUUGAGCUAUCGUACAUAGAAGAUAUUUUUGGAAGAGAUGACCUGGGCCUUCCUGACCUUGAAAGUUUUGUCACUGCGAUGUAUCAUUCAUGCCUUUCUGUUGUUGAAUCCUUAGACGUGCCUGAGAGGGGAGCAAGAAUAGAAACAAUGAAGAAUCUGUUUAGGAUUGCAAGGUUCUAUGAUUUCUUCAACGAGACGUCUCGAAAGUAUAUUCUUAGCAUAGUUUAUAAGCUUCUUGGAAAGAACUCUGUGGAGGAGGUUGUGGAAGAGGCCAUGCAGAUUGCAAGCCUUGUUUGUGACGAAGACCUUAACAACUUCAUAGGGAGUAUCAUAAAGAAGAAUGCCGAAGCAUCUCCAAGAAUGUGCCUAAUGGUAUGUAAACAGGUUAUGAAGCAUAUCCGCCCUCUUGGCAGGCUUCACGAAGCAAUAGUAGAGGAAAUCAUCCUGCCCAACUUGGGCCUGAAAGGGACGGCAGUGGAAAUACUUGAGGUUGGGUUUCACUAUGUCCUUGAAAAGCCUCACUAUGCGAUCAUUCAGAAUCUCCUGCAUAAUGUAAAGGCAGAUUGUAGGGUGUUUGAGAUGUGUGUGGAUCUUGCCCUUUCUUCUGACGAUUCGGAGAUAUUGAGCCAUGUCUUAAGACACUUGGAAAAAGAACUUGAGUGCAAGGAAAGCGAGGAUAUCAUAAUUCCAGGGUCCAAGGUCGUGCUGUCUCAACACGAGGUUCCUAAGAGCCUUAGAGACAAAUUUGUUGCAUUUGCGCUUGAGAGAUACUAUUAUACACAGGAUGAUCAUCUUAAGCAAUACUGCAGCAUAUUGUUCUUUGAAUUGUUUUCGGAGGACAGCACCCCCCUCAUCUCUGUAUUCUGCAAGGUUCUAGAAGCACUGCCAUGCUCGCACAAGAUAUUCAUUGACCAGUCCCUCUAUUGGAUAGGGAACAGCAAGUAUCCCAACGGAUCUCAGCUGCUCUUUUACAACAUCUGUGUUUAUCUCGCUGGGGGAUACGGGAAGGACCAAACCAAGAAGACCCUACUUAGAGUUCUUGAAAGAAUAGAGGUCCUAAGAUGCUGGGAUCCAAACACGACAAAAAAGAUCUUGUUCUGCUGCUCUCUGAUGGCAAAAAAACUUGGAAGUAGACUCAACACGGGUGAGGUAGUGGAGAGAGUUAUGGAAAUAGACGAUGGAGAGCCCAUUUCCCAGAAGGAUUUAUAUGAUGUAAAGAAGGAUCUGGAAGUCUGA